Messenger RNA from Pseudopipra pipra, 1998 nucleotides. It is a transcript of the gene PODXL, whose product is annotated as podocalyxin like. Bases 85 to 1890 code for a protein of 601 amino acids. Gene Ontology annotation, biological process: negative regulation of cell-cell adhesion; positive regulation of cell-cell adhesion mediated by integrin; regulation of microvillus assembly. NCBI's taxonomy places the organism in Eukaryota, Metazoa, Chordata, Aves, Passeriformes, Pipridae. The record is from RefSeq and is a predicted model, not a curated record. The transcript has 9 exons. Gene Ontology annotation, cellular component: apical plasma membrane; microvillus membrane.
GAGGGAGGGUGGGAGGGAGGGCAUCUCCCGCCCGCCCCGCCGGGAUUGAGCGCCGGGAGAGCGGCGGGACGGCCGGGAAGCACCAUGCGGGCUCCGGGGCUGCUGCCGCUGCUCCCGCUGCUGCUGCUGCUGCUCGGUGCCAGCUGUGAGGAUGAUCCAGCUCCUGCAGGUCCAGACGGAAGUGACACCAUCACCACGACCACAGGCACCAGCAAGGCACAAGUGACCACCCCUACAAGCAGUGCAGGAGACACACCACCCGAGCCUAAGUCACCUACCACAGUUCAAACGACCACCACAACAGCCAAGCCAGAAACCCCUGCACCCUCUGCCACAUCACCCACCGCUGCUCAAGGCACCACCACUGCAAGCACUCCGAGAACCACCCCAUCCACCCCUGCAUCAUCACCUACCACAGUGCAAGGGGCCACCACCACCGCCAAACAGGGAAACCCAACACCUGCCCCCACCACAUCAGCCCCCAGCUCCCAGCAGGCCGGCUCUGCAGCCAGCUCUGGAGCAUCCACAGCCAGCCCUGCUGCAGCCCCCGCUGCUGCCGAGCAGCAGACCAGUCCUACGGGCAGUUCGGGAAGCUUGGGGACCACCACCACUGCAAACCCUGUCCUCACUCAUGUGAGCAGCCCUCCAGCCACCCAAGGAGGUUUAGGGGCUGCUGCCACAUCCAGGUCAGAUGCUCAGGGAGGCCAGCCUCCGGAUCAUUUGGCCAGUACCACUGAGAGCACCGGAGUCCUGAGCAGCAGUUCUGCCCUUGGCCCCAAGGACCAUGCCCCUUUUUCUACACAUGUCACCAAGCAGCCUCAUUCUUCUUCCAGUUCUCCAGCCCAGGACCUUGCCUCUUCCACCAGACCUGGAAGCACCAACCCUUCUGUUACCUCUUUAAGUGGAUCUCUGCCCCUCCCCACCAGUAAAACAUCUCCAACUUCACCACCUGGCAGCAUCCACAAGAGCCCAGAGGCAGCCACCACACUGACUCCUGGAGCAGAGGACUCAGACCAGAGAAGCCACGAUGUUGGACCUACAUCAGCCAAACCCACCAGUGCCUCCCGGGGCCCUGACAGUGCCCAGCCAUCCCCCCCAGCCCCAGGGGACCACACAGUGCCCAGCAGUCCUGGCCACCAGCACCUGAACACUUCUUUCCAAAAUGAGGUCAUCUGCAAAGAUGCUAAAGGUGCACCUGUAGAGGUGCAAAACAACGGGCUCACCAUGUAUCUGAAAGAAGCCAAAACCUGUGCUGAGUGGAGGACGGCGAGCGCCAACAUCUCCUUCUUCGAGAGCUUGUGCUCGACGGGCCGGCACACGUUCGACGCCAGCAGGGAGAGCUGCACGGUGACACUGCUGUCCCACGAGCCACAGUCCCAGCGCUGGGACGUGCAGGUGGUCCUGCACCUCCCUUUGCACCCUGAAAACAUCCUCGAGGAGCUGGAGAGGAAGGACAAGUUAGAGCAGCUGGGCAUCAGCAUCGCCAACGUCACCAACGACAAAACGGAGAGGGAGGCGAUAAUCGACGAGUUCAGCACCCCCCUGAUCAUCACCAUCGUCACCCUGGCCGGCUCCCUGCUGCUCAUCGCCGCCAUCUACGGCUGCUGCCACCAGCGCUUCUCCCAGAAGAAGGACCAGCACAUCCACCCUGAUCUCCCCGGGUUUGAUGAUGGACAUGUGGCCCUGAUCUUUAAUCAGCGCCUGACCGAGGAGCUGCAGACCAUGGAGAACGGCUACCAUGACAACCCCACGCUGGAGGUGAUGGAGACCUCCUCCGAAAUGCAGGAGAAGAAGGUGAACCUCAACGGUGAGCUGGGGGACAGCUGGAUCGUUCCUCUCGACACCCUCAUGAAGGAGGACCUGGAGGAAGAGGAGGACACGCAUUUAUAGGGUGCAGAACACGAUCAAGCAAAAAACGACCACCACUCCCCCCAAAAAUCCCCUUAAUCCUUCUACACACGCACACACAGCUCCAAAAUAAGGCAAAAUCCACCCCCC